GCUUGACUGCUCCAGCAAGUCACACAAACAAUACUUACAGUUUCAUUCCAUUGUUCCUCUUGGCUCUACUAUGACACACUCAUUAUAUCUUUAUGCCCAUGGGGAAAAAAGGAAAUUAUAGUUUUUAUCAUAUACAUAAUUAUUGACUGAAAAUUGCCCCCCAGGAUAAUGGUGCAGACCCCUACUUGCUAUCAUAACCUAAGGAAAAAAUUACAAAAUCUAGCAAGAGGGUAUUGACAAUGCCAUCUCCAUUACAGAUGCAACCCAUAUUGUCACACUUACUGAAUUUGUAGGGAAACCAAAAUACUACUUGUCAUCUAUAAUGGGUAAAAAUUGCCUCCAUCGCAUAACCACUUGGUAAUCAAUAUUGCCACACUGAAACCCUGAGUGGCAAGGAAAAGGAAAGUGUGUCAAGGGGUUAUGACUGUCAUAGGGGUGGAGGCUGGGCCAUAGGGGCUGCAUGGAGAGGAGAGGAAGGGGGAGGGGGUACCUGCCUCCCUCCCUCAUUACCACCACCAUUAUGAUAGUUUGGAAGAGGGGAUAGCAGUUGUCUCUCUCCAUCAGUGUUAUUAUCACACCAUCACUGUGUGUCCCGGUCCUGCUGCUGCCACCACCACAGCUCUUCGAGAUGUGGCUCAAGAGUGCUCUGGCUGUGGCACUGCUGGCCACGGCAACAAAGUUAUUGGUCACAGCUUUUCACCAUGACGCAGAUAACAAGGAGCUGCGGUGUGGCCGAGGGUGGCGGUGGGUGGAGGUGGCCGGGGGGGACACCAUCACCCUGACCUCCCCCAACUACCCCGCGGCCUAUGACUAUUACCGCACCUGUGGCUGGAAUUUCUUGCCAACGAGCAGAAACGUGAUCCUAAAGCUGAGGUGCGACAGCUUCCACCUACAGGAGUCCAACAAGCACGGCAUUUGCCCAGACUUCCUCCGGGUACAGCGGAAGAAGCACUGUGGUACCAGCAAGCCUGUGAUCACCGCCACCAACAUCACCAAGCUGGGGAUCUCCUUCCACAGCAACGGCAGACUCAACUACCCAGGAUUCCGCUGCACCCUGACAGCCACCAACCCUAACAUCCAGCGCUGCGUGUGUGGUGACACUGACGGCAGGGAGGCAGCCGAGGCCCCCUGGGUAUCAUCGCUGGUGUUUGGCGACGACUCGCAGCCGUACUGCAGCGCCUCCGUGGUGAGGGAGCGCUGGGUGCUCACCUCGGCCACCUGUGCCGCACGAAUCAAGUACAACAAGCACAACUACGCGGUCAUCGUUGGGGCAGGCCAAGGCGGGGCCGGCAAGCGUCUGCCCAUCCGCCGGGUCUUCCUCCAUCCUGCCUCUCUGUUUGGUCUGCCGCGGUCAGAUGCCAACCUGGCCCUCAUCCACCUCAAGGAGCCUGUGGACUUCAGAGGCGGGGUGGCCCGGCCUGUGUGCCUGCCCCUCAGCCCCGCCCACCACCGCCCUGCAUUGGGAUUUGAAGCGUGGCAGGGCUGGCGGGGCAGUGAAGUGGAGAAGCAGGAGUGCCUGUCAGAGGGCCAUCGUGGGGACGCCUGGCUCUGUGGCCGACCUGCUGACCUGUGCCGCGCUGACGAGGGUGACUUGGGCAGCCCCCUGGUAUCAAGGAGCCAAGGUGAGGGCGGAGCGGUACAGGUGGGCGUGGCGGUGGUAGGCGACGGCUGUAUAGGGGACCAACACACUCUACGCAACUUAGGCCCACACUCACCUGCCGUGUACAUUAGUGUGAUACGACACCUGCCAUGGAUUAACCAGGUGCUGGGAAGAGACAACACCUGCCCCUACCAUGACUGAAUCAGAAGACGGUCUAUGGUUUUAUAAGUUGGUCAUGGUUUGCUUUAUGCAUUUACUUGUUAGGUCACGUAUGCCAAAGGUACAUAUUAGUUUAAGUAGUAAAGAGUAAUGAUAUACGCAAUACAAAGAAUACAUGAAUAACAAAACAAGGAGGGAAUUUCAUAUUACUUCAUAUAUCAAUACUUAAUGCAUUACAUCAGUUAUUACCAUCUACCAGUGUCUGUUUGAACAUUGAUGCUGACUUGUAACAAUCUUGUGAAUAAAGACGUUGUGCAUU
Molecule: messenger RNA, 2078 nt
Organism: Eriocheir sinensis (Chinese mitten crab)
Lineage: Eukaryota; Metazoa; Arthropoda; Malacostraca; Decapoda; Varunidae
Product: serine protease 30-like
Exons: 10
Coding region: 629-1801 (390 amino acids)
Biological process (GO): proteolysis
Molecular function (GO): serine-type endopeptidase activity
Source: RefSeq, a predicted model, not a curated record